Brassica napus (rape) is the source of this 1128-nucleotide messenger RNA. RefSeq lists its product as uncharacterized. The record is from RefSeq and is a predicted model, not a curated record. Bases 101 to 367 code for a protein of 88 amino acids. The transcript is spliced from 2 exons. Lineage: Eukaryota; Viridiplantae; Streptophyta; Magnoliopsida; Brassicales; Brassicaceae.
CUCCGUUAUAAAUAGUAUAUGUAUUUGCAAGCGUCAGCACACAUCGGUGAUAAUUCUCAUCAUUAAUCCAAGAAAAUAAUAUUAGUUGAGAAGAGCAAAGAUGGGUCCUAAAAUAUUGGUUACUAUUCUCAUUAUUGUCUCUCUCUUUGGUCUCCACCAGUGUUAUGAUCCCGAACAUCCGAUUGGGCUAGAAAGAUGCUUCAAAAAGUUUGAGGGAAAGCCAUGGCAACUCGAGGUCUUGUGUUGUGUCAAAGAUCCUUCUAACUGCUUCCCUGGAUUCGAAACAGAAAAGUGUAUCAAAUGUCCGCCCCUACGCAAAGGUGACGCACCAUCCACUUCGCUUGGUGCAACACCUUCUCCUCUAUAAAUUAUAACUAGAUUUUGAUCCGCGCUUCGAAAGCGCGAAUUUUAUGGGUUAUAUACAAAGUUAAAUAUGAGAUAGUAUUUUGAGAAUAUUAUGUAUUAUUAUGUUAUAAAGUCGUAUUAUAUCGAAUACAAAAAUUUGUUUAAAAUUAUAUAACUUAUGAAUAAGUUUAUUUGAGAUUUUUAAUAUACACUCUUAUGUAACUCUUUCUUAAGUAUGAAAAUUUUACCCAAAUUUGAUAAACAAACCAAACCAAUACGAAAUACAGGUUGAGGUUCGGGAUUGGAGAAAAAUACUAUUAGAUUUUUUUGGACCUGCGGGUCUCUAUUGGACUCUGGAUACCCAAAGUACCCGGAAUGUUUUGUUCAUAUUAUGUAUAUUUGAGUAAUUCAUAUAUGUUCUCAGUAUAAAAAUAUUAUUGUAAAUUUUGGAUUCGCGUUUUUUGUUAUAGUUUCAGGUUUUGGGUAAAAUUUCAAAUUUUAAAAAUAUAUUUAAAAUAUUGGAUAUUUUUGGUUCUCGGAUAAGAUUUUAGUCUUUUAGAUACUUAGUUAUUUCUGGUAUUUGUUUGAUUUUGGGUAUUUUUGUGUUCUGAUUUUUUGGCUUUUCGGAUUCUUUAGAUCUUUUUGUCCUAAAUACUUUUAUCGAGCUAGACUUAUUACGUAGUCAAAUUACAUAGUAAAUUUUACAGAUACUUGAAUUAUUGACUCAAACUGACCUGAAACUAAAAGGAACUGAUAUAAACAAAAAAAAAAUUGAAAUACCUA